Microdochium trichocladiopsis is the source of this 1578-nucleotide messenger RNA. Its product is annotated as glycoside hydrolase superfamily. NCBI's taxonomy places the organism in Eukaryota, Fungi, Ascomycota, Sordariomycetes, Xylariales, Microdochiaceae. The transcript has 8 exons. Gene Ontology annotation, biological process: glucan catabolic process. Bases 1 to 1578 code for a protein of 525 amino acids. Gene Ontology annotation, molecular function: beta-glucosidase activity. Gene Ontology annotation, cellular component: cell surface; extracellular region. The record is from RefSeq and is a predicted model, not a curated record.
AUGGCGACAGGCAUGCUCAGAACAUCAGGCGCAAAUAUUGUUCACGCCGAGGGCAAUGAGGUCCUACUCCGAGGAACGGCCCUCGGUGGCUGGAUGUUAAUGGAGAACUUCAUGAACGGCUUCCCCGGCCGCGAGCACCAGAUCCGCGCAGCCCUGCUCAAGGUACUGGGCAAGGAGAAAUGCGACUUCUUCUUCGACAAGUUCCUCGAGUAUUUCUUCAUGGAGAAGGACGCCGAGUUUCUCGCCUCCCUGGGCUUCAACUGCCUGCGCCUGUCUUUCAACUAUCGGCACUUUGAGGACGACAUGAACCCCUUUGUGAUCAAAGAGGAAGGAUUCAAGCACCUGGACCGAGUCAUUGAGCUUUGCGCAAAACACAAAAUCUACACAAUCCUCGACCUCCACGCCUGCCCCGGCGGCCAGAAUCAAGAUUGGCACUCCGACAACCCCACCGGCCACGCAGCCUUCUGGGACCACAAGCACUUCCAGGACCGCGUUGUGAACCUGUGGCAGGUAAUCGCGCGGCGGUACAAGGGGAACCCGUGGAUCGCCGGGUUCAACCCGAUGAACGAGCCCGCGGACGUCGAGUGGACGCGGCUCCUGAGCUUCUACGACCGCAUCGUGCCCGCCAUCCGGGAGAUUGACCCGGAGCACAUCCUCUUCCUCGAGGGGAACACAUUCAGCAUGGACUUCUCUGGCUUCACCUCCGUCUUCCCCAAUGCCGUCUACGCUGUGCACGACUACUGCGGCUUUGGCUUCCCGAACCGCAUCGGCCGCUAUCAGGGCGAGCCCGAGCAGGACGCCUACAUCCGGCGCAUGUACGACCGCAAGGUCGAGUUUAUGAAGCGGCACAACGUGCCCAUCUGGAACGGCGAGUUCGGACCGAUCUACGAAAAGGCAGAGCACAACCCCGACUGGGAGGUCCACAACGACGAGCGGUACAGAAUGCUCGAAAAGCAGAUGGCCAUAUACUCGUCUGAGAGUAUUGCCUGGUCCAUCUGGUCCUACAAAGACAUCAACAUCAUGGGCAUGACCUACCUCCCCGACACGACCGCGUGGAUGCAGCUGCUCGGCCCGAUCAUCCGCAAGAAGCGCGACCUCGCCGUCGACAGCUGGGCCUACGACGACGCACACCUCCAGGACGGGCUCUUUGGGCCCCUGCACAAGUGGUUCGAGGACAACGUCCCCGAGCAGUACAGCAAAAAGUACCCCUGGCAGUGGCGCAUGCAUAUGCACGUCUUCCGGGGCAUCCGCGGCAUCACCAUGAGCGAGUACAUGAUCCCCGAGUGGGCGGACUAUUUCAAGGGCAAGAGCUUCGAAGAGCUGGAUGAAAUUGCGGCGAGCUGGAAGUUUGAGAACUGUGUGCGCAGAGAGCGGCUGAAUGACGUGCUGAGGGCGUAUGCACCGAUGAAGGCGGACGAUGAGAGGUUGAAGGGCAAGGUUAUUGAGUCGGAGAAUAAGGUUCUCGUCAGAGGUGACAAGCAGGAGUCGGUGUCCGGCGUGGGUGUAUUUGAGCUGUCCCCCGAGGAGAAGGCCAAGAGGGAGAAGGUGACUGUGACGCCGGUGCCCGUUGCGGCAUAG